Amaranthus tricolor (Joseph's coat) is the source of this 3155-nucleotide messenger RNA. RefSeq names its product alpha-xylosidase 1-like. The transcript has 3 exons. Bases 108 to 2903 code for a protein of 931 amino acids. Gene Ontology annotation, molecular function: carbohydrate binding; hydrolase activity, hydrolyzing O-glycosyl compounds. The record is from RefSeq and is a predicted model, not a curated record. Lineage: Eukaryota; Viridiplantae; Streptophyta; Magnoliopsida; Caryophyllales; Amaranthaceae. Gene Ontology annotation, biological process: carbohydrate metabolic process.
GAUGAGUGCGCUCUAAUCUCUGCCUUUAAAACCCUCCAGAGAAUCACACAGACACUCACUGUACUCGCUCUUCUCUCUCCUCUCCUCUCUUCUCCUCUCACUGUAAAAUGUCCUUCUCUUCUUAUUCUUUUUUGUUUCUUUUGUUGAUACUUAUAAUUAUAAGUGUGAAUUUAAAUGUAGUAGAAUCUUCUAAAUCUUCUAAAUCUUCCAAUUAUACAAAAAUUGGGAAAGGAUACCGUCUAGUUUCAGUAGAAGAGACUCCUGAUGGUGGUUUUUUGGCUUACUUACAAGUUAAAAAGAAAAACGAAAUCUAUGGCCCUGAUAUCCCUCUCUUGCGUCUCUUUGUUAAGCACGAAACAGAGGAGCGAUUAAGAGUACACAUAACAGAUGCAGAUAAAACCCGAUGGGAAGUACCUUACGAUCUUUUACCCAGAGAAAAACCUCCUUCAUACAAACAAUCCCUCGGAAAAUCCCGAAAAUUCCCUCUCUCUGCCUCCAAAAUCUCAGGAAAUGAACUCAUUUUCAGCUACAAUGUUGACCCAUUUACCUUUUCAGUCAAAAGAAAAUCAAACGGGCAAACCCUUUUCGACACAACCUCAACCAACUCCGACCCGUUUAACAAUCUGGUAUUUAAAGAUCAAUACAUCGAAAUAAGCACUAAAUUACCUUCCGAUGCUUCUCUUUAUGGACUUGGGGAAAAUACCCAACCACAUGGAAUUAAAUUAUACCCAAAUGAGCCGUAUACAUUAUUUACUGAAGAUAUUUCUGCGAUUAAUCUUAAUACAGAUUUAUACGGGUCCCACCCGGUUUAUAUGGAUCUUAGAAAUGUGGGUGGGGAACCAUCAGCUCAUGCGGUUCUUUUGUUGAAUAGUAAUGGGAUGGAUGUGUUUUAUACUGGAAAAUCAUUGACUUAUAAAGUGAUUGGUGGUGUUCUUGAUUUUUACUUCUUUUCGGGUCCUUCACCAUUGGAUGUUGUUAAUCAGUAUACUAGCUUGAUUGGAAGGCCAGCUCCUAUGCCUUACUGGGCUUUCGGAUUCCACCAGUGCAGAUGGGGAUACCGUAAUCUCUCAGUGGUUGAAGAUGUAGUUGAGAACUACAGAAAGGCCCAAAUUCCGCUUGAUGUGAUCUGGAAUGAUGACGAUCAUAUGGACUUUCACAAGGACUUCACCCUCAGUCCUGUUAGUUACCCGCGUCCAAAGCUUUUGGAGUUUCUUAAUAAGGUGCAUUCUCGAGGUAUGAAGUAUGUGGUCCUCAUUGAUCCGGGUAUUAACGUUAAUUCAAGUUAUGGGGUAUUCCAAAGAGGCCUGGCUGAUGAUGUUUUCAUCAAGUACGAGGGAAAACCGUACUUAGCGCAAGUCUGGCCUGGGGCUGUUUACUUCCCGGAUUACCUGAACCCCAAAACAGUCGAUUGGUGGGUAGAUGAAAUUCAUCGGUUCCAUGAACUUGUACCUGUUGAUGGCUUGUGGAUUGACAUGAAUGAGGCCUCAAAUUUUUGUACUGGGCUUUGCAAGAUCCCCGAGGGGAAAAAAUGCCCAACUGGAACUGGGCCCGGAUGGGAAUGUUGCCUAGACUGCGAGCCCAUCACGAAAACAAGAUGGGAUGAUCCGCCUUAUAAGAUCAAUGCUACAGGAAAAAUGGCACCGAUUGGUAACAAAACCAUUGCUACCAGUGCAUAUCACUAUAACGGGGUUUUGGAGUAUGACGCUCACAGUCUAUAUGGUUUCUCCGAAGCAGUUGCAACUCAUAAAGCUCUUCAAUCUCUUCAAGGUAAAAGGCCGUUUAUAUUAUCACGCUCAACCUUUGUGGGGUCGGGUCAUUAUACUGCUCACUGGACUGGGGAUAAUCAAGGAACAUGGAAUGAUCUAAAGUACUCGAUCUCUACCAUGUUGAAUUUCGGGAUAUUUGGAGUGCCUAUGGUUGGUUCUGAUAUAUGUGGUUUCUAUCCUCAACCUACCGAGGAACUCUGCAACCGUUGGAUUGAAUUGGGUGCUUUCUACCCGUUCUCUAGAGACCAUGCCAACUUUUAUUCUCCGAGACAAGAACUUUACGUAUGGGACACUGUUGCUACAUCAGCUCGGAACGCUUUGGGUAUGAGGUACAAACUUCUACCAUACCUUUACACACUAAGCUACGAGGCGCACACUACUGGUGCACCUAUUGCUAGACCACUAUUCUUCUCGUUCCCCAACUACACAGACUGCUACGGGUUGAGCACACAGUUCUUGCUCGGAAAUGGUCUGAUGGUCUCACCUGUUCUUGAGCAAGGAGCCACAAGUGUGAAGGCACUUUUCCCGCCAGGCUCUUGGUAUAGUGUGUUUGAUAUGACUCAAGCUGUUGUGUCCAAGGGCGGCAAAUACGUUACCCUUGAUGCACCGCUAAAUGUGAUCAAUGUACAUCUAUAUCAAAACAAUAUCGUCCCUAUGCAAGAAGGUGGAAUGACCUCUAAAGAGGCUAGGAUGACACCUUAUCAUCUUGUGGUGACUUUCGCGGCAGGGGCUAGUCACGGACAAGCCAAAGGAAAUCUCUUUGUUGAUGAGGACGAGCUCCCGGAAAUGAAACUUGCAGGUGGGUCAUCUACCUAUGUCGAUUUCUAUGCAACAGUCAAGCAGAAUAUGGUCAAGGUUUGGUCUGAAGUUCAGGAGGGCAAGUUUGCUUUGGACAAAGGGUGGACUAUCGGAAAGAUUUCCGUUCUGGGAUUGGGUGGAACUACCAGAAGUGUGGCGAUUGAAGUUGACGGAAAUCAACUAACGAGUGUUCCAGAUGUCGAAACCACAUUAAUGGAACAGAGUUAUAGUAAAGAAUCCGAUAUGGAUGAUGCAGUUAAGACCGUGAUGGUACAGAUCAGUGGGCUGUCUAUGCCUGUUGGUAAGAAUUUUGCCAUGACAUGGAAAAUGGGCAUGUAAGUUUUAGUGAUGAACUGAUGAUUAUUCAAUCUUUUGACCAGAUUUCUUCAUACUUUUCCAAUCAUUUUUCCUGAUUUUUGUGCUUUGUCCCUUUUAGGAAGGGAAAGGAAAUUAGUGAAAUUUCUGAUAGUCCUUUUCCUAGAAAAUAGACUAAAUAAGUUGUAAUACAUCUGAUGGAGUUGUAAUUGCAUGAUGGAACCUAGCAUUCUGUAACCUUUAUGAUUAUAGUGCAGCAAAUUUAUAUCUUGCCAA